AUGGAGUUGCAAAGUACUCUCCUCCAGGACAUCGUGUCCCGCGCUCUCGCAGCGCCGCUAUAUCACAUUGGAAUCUUGAUCGCCCUGACGUUGGUCGGUAAUGUCAUCUACAACCUCUACUUCCACCCCUUGGCCAAGUUCAAUGGCCCUUGGUACUUCGCCAUUUCCGACAUCCCCAAUGCUAUCCUCCAACUCCGUGGGUUGAGCCAGUACGCGUUGGCCAAGGGGCACGAUCAACACGGCGACAUCGUUCGCAUAGGCCCGAAUGCCCUUUCUUUUACGAAUCCCAAAGCAUGGGAUGCCCUUUAUGGCUAUCGGAAAGGUGUCGCCGCGUUGCCCAAGGACCCCGAGUUCUACAACCCGAUGCUGUUGGGCGAAGAGACCAUCACGCGAGCCAGCGACGUCGACGCGAUCCCGAUCCGAAGAUCGAUGAAUGCCGCUUUUGCGCCCAAGAACCUCCUCGCUCAGGAACCAAUGCUGCAGGAGCACAUCCAUCGAUUGACGGCCCAGAUUGAUUCCGAGAGUCAGAAGACUGGAAUCAAAGGUGUGGAUCUUCGGAAAUGGUUCACCAUGUCCAUGUUCGAUGUCAACUCCCAUUUCGGCUUCGGCGAAGACAUGGGCUGCGUCCGCGAAGGGAAAUACCACGAAUGGGUGCAAUUCGUGCUCGAUUUCUUCUUCGCCGCGACGCUGCUCCAUCAGUGCCACAAGUUCUGGCCUCUGGCCCCGAUCCUUGCGCACUUGAUGCCCGCAUCUUUGCGCAAGGCCAAGGACGACCACAACGAGGCUUCGCUGGGCCGCGUGCGCCAUCGCAUGCAGCUGGAUCUCGACAAGCCCGACUUCAUGUACCAUUUCAUGCGCCAAGCCGAGAAGGAAGAUCUUCCGAUGCAUGUGAUCGAGGCGCAGGCCAGCGUGGUGAUCUUGGCGGGAAGUGAGACGUCGGCGGUGGGAUUGACGAGCGCGACGUUCCAGAUCCUCACCCAUCCCGAUGUUUACAAGAAGUUGUGUGAGGAGAUUCGCGCGCUGUUCCCUACGGUCGCGGACAUCAACCUUCAGGAUACGUUGAGCAGAUUGCCCUACUUGGACGCCGUGCUCUGGGAGGCACUUCGCAUCCAUGCGCCGCUCGCCAACGGUUUCACGAGAGUGGUUCCCGCGGAGCAGAAGGACUUUAUGGCGUAUGGGCAUCAUAUCCCACCCAAGACCACGGUGACCAUCAACCACUACGCCUGCAACACCUCGAUCCGCAACUUCACCGAUCCCCUCCUCUACGUCCCCGGCCGCUGGCUCGGCGACGCGAAAUACGCCAACGACCAACGCGAGGUCGUCCAGCCAUUCAGCGUCGGUCCAAGAAAUUGCCCAGGCAAGAAUUUCGCGCUCAACAACAUGAAGCUCGCCAUGGCCCACAUGAUCGUCACGUUUGACAUGGAACUCGCCGAGGGCAUGCAGAAAUGGGAUCAAGGGCAGAAGAUCUACAAUGGCUGGUUGCAGCCGCCGCUGUUUGUGCGGCUUCAGAGACGUGUGUGA
Dissoconium aciculare CBS 342.82 is the source of this 1521-nucleotide messenger RNA. RefSeq names its product cytochrome P450. NCBI's taxonomy places the organism in Eukaryota, Fungi, Ascomycota, Dothideomycetes, Mycosphaerellales, Dissoconiaceae. Gene Ontology annotation, molecular function: heme binding; monooxygenase activity; iron ion binding. The coding region runs from base 1 to 1521 and encodes 506 amino acids. The transcript has 5 exons. The record is from RefSeq and is a predicted model, not a curated record.